AAGGUGAUCAUCGCCUCAAUACUUUGAGCUCUCCAGUACCGUCGCGAUCAAUCUUAAGUUUCUUUUUCUUGCAAAGAAUCUACAAUAGAAAAAUAACUUGUCAUUUGAUUUCUUAUGUCAGCUUCCUGGUGAGAUUCAAGACUUCGCCUCUACAGUUCGGAAGAGUUAGGCCAAGUGGGGAGUAGUAUUCGAAUCCGCCAACACAUUGGCUGAAUUUCCUUGACCUCCUCACCUUGGAUGGCCUUUUAAUCUCUUCUCACUCCGGUGGUAAUCUAUUCAUUGAUCUGAAUCGACAUUGACAUAGCCGGAGAAAUGGCUGCAGCCCCGGCAACACAAUCUUUGAAGUGUGUGGUCACCGGAGACGGUGCGGUUGGAAAGACAUGUCUCCUGAUCUCAUAUACAACUAAUGCUUUUCCUGGAGAGUAUAUUCCCACGGUGUUCGACAACUAUUCUGCCAAUGUCUCUGUUGACGGAAGACCUAUCAGCCUCGGGUUGUGGGAUACUGCGGGACAAGAAGAUUAUGACCGACUUCGCCCUCUCUCGUACCCUCAAACCGAUGUUUUUCUGAUCUGCUUUUCCGUUGUCAGCCCUGCCUCAUUCGACAACGUCAAAGCAAAGUGGUAUCCUGAAAUCUCACACCACUCACCUAAUGUUCCAAUCAUCCUAGUAGGAACUAAAUUGGACUUGAGAGAGAAUAAUAAUCCGCAGCAGCGGAUGCUGCCCAAGGAAAUGAAGCCAAAAGAGUUCGAGGACGGCGUGAAUUUGAAAACAGAAAUCAAAGCUUACGAUUACGUUGAAUGUUCUGCCUUGACUCAGAAGAACCUCAAGCGUGUAUUCGAUCAGGCUAUCAGGGCUGUCCUCGAUCCCCGACCGUUGGCUCCGAACAAGAAGAAGUCCAAAUGUGCUAUGUUUUAACGGGUUUUUGUCCAGUCUGAUCAUUUGACGGCGUUAUUUAACGUGAGCUGGGGCAGUGGCUUUAUAUUUUUUUUUUUUUCUAUUUUGUUCUCCUCUUCAAAUCAGCGCAAGCACGACAUUGAUGGAAAGCAUUGCAUUUGGUCAGGCACUUUUACCCACAAAGGGAUAACGUAGAUAGCGCUUCUCACACGCCUUCUCUAAAUUAUUUGCAGCGUUGGUGACGGUCUC
Molecule: messenger RNA, 1143 nt
Organism: Xylona heveae TC161
Lineage: Eukaryota; Fungi; Ascomycota; Xylonomycetes; Xylonales; Xylonaceae
Exons: 7
Coding region: 313-915 (200 amino acids)
Biological process (GO): actin filament organization; regulation of actin cytoskeleton organization; small GTPase-mediated signal transduction
Cellular component (GO): cell projection; cytoplasmic vesicle; plasma membrane
Molecular function (GO): GTP binding; protein kinase binding; GTPase activity
Source: RefSeq, a predicted model, not a curated record